Messenger RNA from Bolinopsis microptera, 1089 nucleotides. RefSeq names its product poly(ADP-ribose) glycohydrolase-like. Gene Ontology annotation, molecular function: poly(ADP-ribose) glycohydrolase activity. The record is from RefSeq and is a predicted model, not a curated record. Gene Ontology annotation, biological process: nucleotide-sugar metabolic process; regulation of DNA repair; ATP generation from poly-ADP-D-ribose. Lineage: Eukaryota; Metazoa; Ctenophora; Tentaculata; Lobata; Bolinopsidae. Gene Ontology annotation, cellular component: cytoplasm; nucleus. The transcript has a single exon. Bases 1 to 1089 code for a protein of 362 amino acids.
AUGAAGAAGACAUUGCCUCACAUCGUCAAAUUACUCGUAGAGUUACCAGUUUUAUUCGCUGAAGAAAUCCCGCUUGUUGACGGUGUUAGUGCCAGUAACUUGUCCCUGACUAAACACCAAUGUGCAUCUCUUCUAGCCGCUGCUUUUUUCUGUGCAAACACUGCUGACUGCCAACCUUUACCGGCCGAUAACUACCAGACUCUUGUUAACUUCGACUCGUGGCUUCAGUCACCGAGCUACAGCAGCAAAGCUAAACUGUUUAUGUUGAUGAACUACUUCGAACGCUCUAGACUAGAGAUAAAAGAUGAUAAGUUUGAAAUACACCGCAUAAAGUUAACAAAGCGGCCCUCCCUUGCUAGCUGGGUUAAGAACAGUUCGCCCCUCACUGAGUUCACAGUUUGUAACGAGGGUGGUAUAACUGAGAGUAAUGGGUGUAAUGUGCUGCAUGUGGACUUUGCUAAUGAGUAUAUCGGAGGGGGAGUAUUGCACAUGGGCGCAGUACAAGAGGAGAUAAUGUUCAGUGCGUGUCCCGAGUUGCUAGUGUCCCUUAUGUUCUGCAGUGUCAUGGCUGAUGACGAAGCCCUGGUUCUUGUCAACGCUGAAAGGAUAGCUGAAUAUUCAGGUUACAACACGGGGUUACAGUUUGCCGGAGAUUAUGUUGAGACAGAUUCAGGGGUGUGCAGGGUAGCUAUUGAUGCGACCUGUUAUGGGCGGGGGACGGGAUCUGAUCAGCAAUAUUCACAAAAAAAGUUAUUGCGGGAACUCAACAAAGCACUAGUUGGAUUUGAUCACGAGUUCCCAACCAAAGAGUCUGAUGUGGCUACAGGUAAUUGGGGAUGUGGAGCGUUUGGAGGUAACAUUCAGCUGAAGUCGCUGUUGCAAUGGUGUGCUGCCAGCGCUGCUGGUAGAGGGGUCAGGUACUACACAUUCAAUGACAGGAACUGUCAGGGGUUGGAUUCCGUUGUUCGUUAUCUUAGUGAGAAAUCGCUAACUGUUGGAUUAGUCGUGCAAGCUAUUCUAGAUUACUGUGAAAUAAGGGGUUCGGGUAAAGGCGGGGCAUUGUUUGAUUUUAUCAGCAAAGUUUUGUAA